ACUAAACGCAAUGGGGUCAGGUAGGGGGCACCGUGGGGUUGGGUGGGGCCCUCAAAGGCACUUGCUGAUCUUGGCUGCUUGGGUGGAAAAUUGUAAACAGCCAAAGAAUUUUGUUUGCUUGCAUGGGGCCAGAGGAGGCUGCCCAGACCCAAAGCAAAAGAGCCUGGGAGGAGGGAGAGAGGCCACGAGCUGGAAGUCCUGGGGCUCAGGCAGGGCUGUGUCCCCCCACUCCCCCUCCUGAAGGCCCCUGGUUGUCCCACGGAUGCCCACCCUUCACUGCCAACCAGCCAGCGAGACCAGGCCAGAGACACCAGGCCUGAGGCUCAGCUAAGAGAGGCAGGUCCCUCCCCAACCUGGCUGGGCACAGACACCUCCACUCCAGGAACUCGCAGGAGAUGCACCAGAGAGCCAUGGCCUCCCUUGAAGAGCCCCGGGGAGCUGCCAGUCAGCCUUGGGGAAAAUGUAAGAGGAUGCAUUUUGAGGGAACUGAGGGGUGGAAGACGCCCACCCUCAAGCCCUGGCAUGUUUACCCCGGUGGACCUGAGGACCCCCUUGGCCAUGGUCGACAUUCAGCUCCUCCAAGGAAGUACCCCUGGCAGUAUCAACAGGGUGUGUCCCCCAGAGUCACCUUUAGGCCAAGGCCAGACCCUUACCAGUUGAGGUGUUGAGAAGCUCCGUCCUAUCCUUGAAGCCCCCUGGGGUAUCUCACUCUGGUGAGGCAGACCUUGCCUGCCACCUACACCCUUGGAAGAAAGACAGUCCAUAGACGUGACAUAGAAUGCCCCUCACCUUCCAACACAGACGUGGGACCACUGGUCAGGACCGGUCUCUGACCAGUGCCAAAGUCAGACUUGUCUCCUCCUGUCAGCCUGCCCCUCCAGGCCUCUUCUCCCACCCAACACUGGCCGUAGUCAGGGCCGCUGCCAGCCAGGUGGCAGAAGUACUAAGUCACCCAAGCCCUGUGAAAGGAUGGGGGCUGGGUCUUCGGGGUCCAUCAGAUCUCCCGACUUGAGGACCCCUUUCCUGACCAGCCCUUCUUAGCAGACUCCUGGGGACCCAGGUGGCAGCUGAGCCCCCUCAUUCCCCGCCAGCUCCCAGGCUGUGGAGGGACAGACAGGUGAAAGAACCGAGUCCCUGGGUGUGCCCUGUCUGCCCGUUCCCUCUGCCGGCUGCACAGCUCUGCCCGGGGCUACGAGGUCUCUAUUGCUUCUUCCUCAUUUGCCCGGACGGCAUGCCCACCUUCCAGGACCUCUGUGUGGGGCAUCCUCUAGCCGUGAAGCCCCACAGGGGAGGGGUCGGCCCUGCCCGCCCCUCCCUCGUGCCCGCUCCACUCUGGCCAGGCCACCAACUCCAGCCGGUCCCGGCUGCCUGCCCAGUCACCCGACCCGCCCCAUAAACUUGACGGCGGGGCGGGCGCAGCUGGCUUGGUGGGGGCGGGGGCUGCUCCUUAAAGGAGCCGUCAGAGGGUGCCCGGGGCCCCUUGGCUUCUCCGACCUUCUCCAGGGUGAGAAGAGGCAGCGGGGUGAGGAGCCGCCGCUGCCGGAGCUCUCGGUGGAGUGUCGGGAGGCAGCCUGGCGUCCUGAGAUGCCGCAGACCUCCUGGGCCUAGAAGAGGCAGUGGCAAGUAUCCCGGGGCAGAGUCCAGGGAGGCUCAAGGCUCCUCCACACGCGCCCGCUGAACCCUGAGCUCCCUGAGCCGCGGGGAUGGGGCGGGCCGAGGCUGCCGCCAUGAUCCCGGGCCUGGCUCUGCUCUGGGCGGCAGGGCUGGGGGGUGCUGCCCCCAGCACCCCACGCCUCCGCCUCUCCUUCCAAGAGCUCCAGGCCCGGCACGGUCUCCGGACCUUCAGGCUGGAGAGGACCUGCUGCUAUGAAGCGCUGCUGCUCGAUGAGGAACGUGGGCGCCUGUUUGUGGGCGCCGAGAACCACGUGGCCUCCCUCAGCCUGGACAACAUUAGCAAGAGGGCCAAGAAGCUGGCCUGGCCGGCCCGUGUGGAAUGGCGAGAGGAGUGCAACUGGGCUGGGAAGGACAUUGGCACCGAGUGCAUGAACUUCGUGAAGUUGCUCCAUGCCUACAACCAUACCCACUUGCUGGCCUGUGGCACAGGGGCCUUCCACCCAAUCUGUGCAUUUGUGGAGGUGGGCCAGCGGCUGGAGGAGCCCAUGCUCCGGCUGGACCCUCGAAGGCUGGAGGAUGGCAAAGGCAAGAGUCCUUAUGACCCCAGGCAUCGGGCUGCCUCCGUGCUGGUGGGGGAAGAGCUGUACUCGGGGGUAGCUGCGGACCUCAUGGGCCGGGACUUCACCAUCUUCCGCAGCCUGGGCCAGCGUCCAAGUCUCCGGACAGAGCCGCACGACUCCCGCUGGCUCAACGAGCCCAAGUUUAUCAAGGUCUUUUGGAUCCCGGAGAGUGAGAACCCAGAUGAUGACAAGAUUUACUUCUUCUUCCGUGAGUCUGCGGUGGAGGCCACGCCGGCACUGGGACGCCUGUCUGUGUCCCGCGUUGGCCAGAUCUGCAGGAACGACGUGGGUGGCCAGCGCAGCCUGGUCAACAAGUGGACAACUUUCCUGAAGGCGCGGCUGGUGUGCUCGGUGCCCGGUGCCGAGGGCGAUACGAACUAUGACCAGCUCCAGGACGUGUUCCUGUUGUCCUCGCGAGAUCGCUGGACCCCGCUGCUCUAUGCUGUCUUCUCCACAUCCAGCAGCAUCUUCCAGGGUUCUGCCGUGUGCGUGUACAGCAUGAAUGAUGUACGCCGGGCCUUCCUGGGACCCUUUGCACACAAGGAGGGGCCCAUGCACCAGUGGGUGUCCUACCAGGGACGUGUCCCCUACCCCCGACCUGGCAUGUGCCCCAGCAAGACUUUUGGCACCUUCAGUUCCACCAAGGACUUUCCUGAUGAUGUCAUCCAGUUUGCCCGGAACCACCCCCUCAUGUACAAUUCGGUCCUGCCCAUCGGCGGGCGCCCUCUCUUCCAACAAGUGGGUGCCGGCUACACCUUCACCCAGAUCACUGCAGACCGUGUCGCAGCUGCUGAUGGAUACUACGACGUCCUCUUCAUCGGCACAGAUGCAGGCACAGUGCUGAAGGUGAUCUCCGUCCCCAAGGGCGGCUGGCCAAAUGCUGAGGGGCUGCUCCUGGAGGAAUUACACAUGUUUGAGGACUCAGCUGCUGUCACCAGCAUGCAAAUCUCCUCUAAGAGGCACCAACUGUACGUAGCCUCUCGCAGCGGGGUGGCCCAGAUCCCGUUGCACCGCUGCGCUUCCCACGGCCGUGCCUGUGCCGAAUGCUGCCUGGCACGUGACCCCUACUGUGCCUGGGAUGGGGCCAAGUGCACUCGCUUCCAGCCCAGUGCCAAGAGGCGGUUCCGACGGCAGGACGUAAGGAACGGUGACCCCAGCAUACUGUGUUCCGGGGACUCAUCCCACCCUGUGCUGCUGGAGCAGAAGGUGCUGGGUGUGGAGGGAGGUAGCGCCUUCCUGGAGUGUGAGGCCCGCUCGCUGCAGGCGCACGUGGAGUGGACCUUCCAGCGCGCGGGGGAGUCGGCCUACACUCAGCAGGUGCCUGCGGAGGAACGAGCUGAGCGCACGAGGAGGGGAUUGCUGCUGCGCGGGCUGCGGCGUGGGGACUCCGGCGUGUACCUGUGUGCAGCGGUGGAGCAGGGCUUUUCGCAGCCACUGCGUCGCCUGGCCCUGCACGUGCUGAGUGCAGCACAGGCUGAAAGACUGGCCCGGACCGAGGAUACUGCGCCCGUCGCCCCGCCGGGCCCCAAGCUCUGGUACCGGGACUUUCUGCAGCUGGUGGAGCCCGGCGGCGGUGGUGCGAACUCCCUGCGAAUGUGUCGCCCUCAGCCCGCGCCGCGCCCACAGGUCCCUGAGUCACGGAGAAAGGGCCGCAACCGGAGGACACACGCCCCAGAGCUGCGGGCUGAGCGGGGCCCGCGCAGCGCAGCGGACUGGUGACUUGGCCGUCCCCACGCUGGGGACUGGGGAGGAGGCUGCAGGAGGGAGAGGGGGCGCACAGACCCUGGGAGACGGCUAGGGGCCCGGCGUUUCCUGGUGGAGGGAAGACACCGACCGACAGGCCCUGGCCAAGGGGCAGCCAUGCUGGCUUAUUUAUUAACAAGAGGAUAACCCUUGAAUGUAACCCCGAUAGGGGCGGCCUAGGCUGGGCACAGGGUCCGGCUGGUCGGGAGGAGGCAGAGAAGCAGGGUUCCCCGGGUACUUGGGUGGGAGUGGUGCCUGGAAUGCCCACCCUGGGAGAAGGACCGCCUCUUUGGGCAAUGAGCAGAAAGCUGUGAACAGGCUGGGUGGGUGGGGUGGGGCAGGCCGACUGUACUAAUGCAAUAAACACAUUUUCAGCCAAAGCUGGAAUGGCCCCAGCAGACAA
This is a messenger RNA of Bubalus bubalis (water buffalo), 4380 nucleotides long. It is a transcript of the gene SEMA3B, whose product is annotated as semaphorin 3B. The record is from RefSeq and is a predicted model, not a curated record. The transcript is spliced from 18 exons. Bases 1704 to 3953 code for a protein of 749 amino acids. Gene Ontology annotation, biological process: semaphorin-plexin signaling pathway; negative regulation of axon extension involved in axon guidance; negative chemotaxis. Lineage: Eukaryota; Metazoa; Chordata; Mammalia; Artiodactyla; Bovidae. Gene Ontology annotation, molecular function: semaphorin receptor binding; chemorepellent activity.